Dromiciops gliroides (monito del monte) is the source of this 5291-nucleotide messenger RNA. RefSeq names its product transmembrane p24 trafficking protein family member 8 (gene TMED8). Lineage: Eukaryota; Metazoa; Chordata; Mammalia; Microbiotheria; Microbiotheriidae. The transcript is spliced from 6 exons. The record is from RefSeq and is a predicted model, not a curated record. Bases 135 to 1124 code for a protein of 329 amino acids.
CUCUCGGCUCUUUCCGCCUCGUCGCGGGUUUCGGGCUUCGGCUCUUUCCGGAGCGAGUUCGUUCUGUCUCUGACUCUCUAGCUCGCAGCUGCUACCGACGAGCUGCUGAGGAGCUGAGCUGGGCUGGGCUGCAGAUGUCGGACUCGCUGCUCACUAAGGGGUCUGGGUUCUUGAACCCCGCCGGCGACGGGGUAGAGGCCGGAGCCGGAUCUGGGGACUGUCCGGCCCCCACCGCAGAAAAUGAGGAUCCAGACCAAAGAAGCAGUGAUAUUGCUUCCCCAAUGAUGACUGCCUCUGCUCAGGAGCCUUCAUCCUCACCUGGAAGGCCAAAGAUUGUAUCUUCUGUGGCUGAGGAUGUAGCAGAAAAUCCUGGAAAAGGUGACGGUGCUUUGGAGGAGCAGUCAUUGGUGGGUCAGGAAACACUGUCAGAAGACCCACUUCUUAAAGAGGACUCUGUUGUUCGGAUGAGCAAGUACCAAGCACCAAAAGGAUCAGGAGACAUGGUUAUGAUCCAGUCCGACACGGGAGACACAGGAACCGUGGAUGUCCUUUCAACUGAGUUGGAGUCUGCAGAUCUCCUUGGAGAACAGAGAAGAGUCUCAACACCUCCUCUGUCUCCUCCAUCCAUAUGGACCUUUGCCAAGAUGAAGGAAUUCAAAACCAAGAUGAGCAAGGUGAAGAAUUCUCGGCUAGUGGUGAAGCGGGGUGAGGUAGUAACAGUACGUGUGCCCACCCACCCUGACGGGAAGCGUCUCUUUUGGGAAUUUGCCACUGAUAAUUAUGACAUUGGCUUUGGUGUCUAUUUUGAUUGGACCCCUGUAACCAGCACUGCUGUCACUGUGCAUGUCAGUGAGUCCAGUGAUGAGGAUGAGGAUGAUGAAGAGGACGGGGAGGGAGGGAUUGAAGGACUCGUCCCAAUUGGAGAUGUGGAGAUGGGCUCCAAGAGCUCUCUGCGAAAUCGCUAUGGGGAGAUCAUGCCAGUUUAUCGGAGAGAUAGCCACCGUGAUGUCCAGGCUGGUUGUCAUGACUACCCAGGAGAAGGCAUCUACCUGCUUAAAUUUGAUAAUUCCUACUCACUGCUACGCAACAAGACUCUCUACUACCAUGUAUAUUACACCAGCUGAGGGACUGAGGCCACAGGUCUGGUGGGCAAAGGGGAAUUUUUUUUCCUGACACCUUUUGCUUUCUACGGACAACCUGCUUAAAUGCUGAGUGUGAGGCUUCUGAAGUUUGCACUUACCUGCCUGGCAUGCCUGCCUGUUGACCUAAGAAUCGCUUAUUCCCCUUCCACCACUUCUACAGGUUGUACUUGGCCAAUUUCUCCUGAUAUAAACUUCAGGGAUAACCCUCUGUGAAGUCAUCAGGCAAGAACCUAAAAGGAAGUGGGAUGUUGUCUUUCUGUUUGUCUCUUAUUUUGUAUCAUACAAGGUAUGCCACUGAGCUGGGGGUGGCUGCCUUUCCCCUUCCUCUCUCCAAAUCCUCAUGCCAUUUAUGGCACUUGCUAGCCUCAGUUUUAUAAAUUUGUGAAGUGGGCCUUUGCCCUCUUUACCUGUGGCUUUCCAAAUCACUAAGGAAGGGGAAAGCUUGUGUUUAUAAAAGAAACUGAGAUGAUAAAAAAAAGGAAUUCUUCUGCCCAGCCUCUUUCCACUGCCAUGUUCCCAGUCUGUUCCUUGUUGUUAGCCUAGCACUGGCUCUUCUCUUUGAAGAGGCCUUACUGCCCUUUGAGGACUAUGCCUUGUUCCCUGUGGUGAGUCCUCAGCUGCUAAGUCUGUGUACUUGCUACCAAUGCAAAGAUUUUUUUAUGUAAUCUCAAAAAUCCAGUGUAUUUUUAAGAGUCUCCUGAGAAGAAAAGAUUCCCCACCACUUCCUUCUGUUAAUAAGCAGUCACCCUAACCCAGGGCACAGUGGUGGCAGAAAGAGAAAAGUGGUUAUGUGUGGUAAGAAGCAGAUGAUCAGGCACUGUAAGGCUCUUUUAGCAUCCUAGACCCUACUUUCCUGACAUGUAAGUGUGGCUAAGUCUUCAUAUGAAGAAGAAUGUAGCCUGGUUAUCAUAAACAAUCCAAGCUUCCCCACCUAGAAUGUGAGUGUUGCUAAUGAAUUUGCUCUAGAACCAAAUGGUCUAUUCAGGUAAUUCUCUUGUAAUGUUUUCUUACCUGUUAGACUCAUGCAAAAAGCUCACCAGUUAGUUAGUUUUCUGGAUUUGCUGCUUCCCAUCUUUGAUCCUCUUUAGUCUUUUAGAGAAGGGUGAUAAUGGAGCUCCUGACACUGGUUGCUGCUCGUUUUGUUACUUGUUCAUUUCCCAGCCAAAUCCUGUUUCCCUGGCGACAGUCUACCCCCCCCCCAGCUCCCCACAUAAUUAACUUUAAAUCCUAGGAGUGCCACAGGGUAUCAGGUGGUGCUUUUAGCUGUUGCCAGAGCAACUUGGUACUUAAGCAGAGAAGGUACAGAAGAACUGGGAUUUGUCUGUUGCCUUUACCUCCUUCCCGGCCCCCCCCCCAUUCCUUUUGUCAAUUCUGUUAGUGUCUUGGGAUUGUAAGGAGUAAACAAAUUUAUUUAUUAAGUUAUUUAUUUUUCAAAUGCAUUUCAGUUCACCUUUGAAAGUUUUUUCACCUGUUAGUCUGGAGGCCUGCCUUUUGUUCUGAGCCAUGUGGGCAGCCUUUUCCCUAAGAGUUAAAAGUGAUGCUGUUGUGAGUAGCCUUGCGUGUGAGGUUGGUGUCCUUUCAGAGAGAGGAAGAUAAACCCACUACUUAUAUAGGGGAUAUGUACUGCCAUGUUUCCUUCAGGGAAAACUCAGCCUUUGAAAGGAGUGUGUUUCUUUGUAAGGAAUCCAAUCUGCCAAGAUUGCUGAUCAGAGUUUGCAUUGUCAUCCAGGAUUGCAAAAGUCCUUUGCAAAAGUUCUUCAGGGAUCAAGAUAAUCCUUCCCAAUGCUCUCCUCUGACUUCUUCCUUAGUCUCAAUCAUGGAGUUUGUGUGCCAGACUCAUCAAAACCCCAUCUUUCUUACUGGAAAAAUAACCCAAAGUUUAGACUCGUUUCAUAGUGGAUUGGUAGUAUCAUCAUUGUAUAUGAAGGACAUGAUGACAUCAUGUGCCUUUGGUUUCUCCUGGGAACAGCUCCCCCUCCCCCCCCCCCCCACUCAAGGGUUUUAUAUGUGGUGGAAGCCAUAGCUCAACUGUUCUCAAAGCUGCAUCAUGCCCGUGAUGUCGUAUAUCAGUGGCUGCAUUUUGUAGAGGUCUGAGUUUGUCUCUGGUGUCUAGCUAAGUAUAUGAAUUGCUGCCCUUCCCUAGUAGAGGAAGACACUUUAUGCAGUGGGCAAACUGGUCAGAUGGCUGGACAGUCAGCUUAUUCUUGACUGAACUCGAGUUAUAUGCCUUAGCAAAUGCAAAGAGCAUCUUCCCAGACUUAGGGGAUCCUGAAGGGUUUACUGUUUGGCUGAAGUCUCGUUUGCUUUAAUUCUUUAUCGUUUCCAUAAUGGCUUAUUUUCUUCUAUAACAGUGAACUUUUGAGACAAAGAGUAGCCUCCUUAGCUUAGGUUAUUAGCACAUAUUUCUGUGAUAUGAAGAACUCUGCCCCUCAUUUUCUGUGGAUCUGUUGUGUUAGGGGAUACCUGGGAGGCAUUAUGUUCCUGUUCUUGCCAUGUCCACUCUUAGAUGACCUUGUUUACCCCUCAUUCCACACCGAUGGUAUAUGAAACAACCCAAAUUGUAUUUUCCCAUCAGCUCAAAAUAGCUUAAGAUGAAGUAUUUUCACUUUCUACUACAAAAAUUCUCGUGUCAUAUUGCUAAAUGGUACAUCAUUAGAGACUGAGGAGAAGGUAUUACAUGGAAUUUCAGCAUCCUGGACAACUUCUAAAAGGUGCUUUAGAGCCUGGUCCAAACUCAGUGAACAAAAACACACACACACACACACACACACACACACACACACACACACACACACACACAGAUAUUCCUUUUUCUCCUCCUUUAUCUCUCUCCAAAAACUAAAUCUAAAUUGUGGAAUCAAAGAGUCUAAAAAGUGGAGGGGCUUCUGGGGCCAACUAGUCCAAUUUGCAGCUGACCAAGAGUCCUAACUACAAAAUCACCAAUAAGGAAUCAGCACAUCUCUGAUUAAAGACUUCCAGGGUUGGGGCAGCUAGGUGUUGCAGUGGAUAAAGCACUGGCCCUGGAUUCAGGAGGACCUGAGUUCAAAUCCGGCCCCAGGCACUUGGCACUUACUAGCUGUGUGACCCUGGGCAAGUCACUUAACCCUCACUGCCCCCCUCCCCCCCAUAAAAAGACCUCCAGGGUUGGGGAGAGAGGGGAAAACUUUUUCCCAAGGCAGCCUUACUUUACUUUUCAAUAGAUAGCUCUGGUUAUGAAAAAGCUUUCUUUUUCAUCAAGUCUAAACCUCUCUCCUCUUCCCUCUCUGCUGCCUUCUGUUUUGGCUUGUUCUAUCUUCUUCCAUAUGAUACUCCUUCAGAUAUUUGAAGAUAACUAUCAUGCCUCUCCCUUUCUUUUCUUUAGGCUAAACAUCUUCAGGUCCUUCAAUUUAUCUAGAACAGUUGAGGAAGAAAGAUCUUAGCCAAAGGAAGGAUUAUGCCUCUUGUCUUUUUCGGGGUUGUACCCGGUACAGCUGCAUGUUUUGCACCUGCCUAAAUUGUGCCACUAUAUGGUGGGUUGCAUUUAUGAGGCCUUGGCCAAAAGUUCUCAUAGAACCACAGGACUUUGGAACUGGAAGGAACUUUAGAGACUUACUUCCUCAUUUUAGAAGUGAAGAAACUGAAGCUCAGAGAGAUGAAGGAAGUUUUAGGGUGUUAAUUUUUAAAUGGUUAAGUCGAAAUCUUGCCAGUGUCCAUUCACAAAGAAAGUGUGUUUAUAGCCAACAUCUGACAAAUGGCAUCUAGAAUGUGAUCUUCAUCAAUAUUCUUCAGUAGCCUUCUUUGACUACCUGGCCUGAACCCCCAAAUCCCUCUGGCCCUAAUUCUUGCUGUACUAACCCUGAUCAUGCCUACAGAUGUGGUGAUAAUAAUAGCUGAUGCUUAAAUAAUGCUUUAAAGUUUGUAAAGCACUUUACAUACAUUAUUUCAUUUGACCCUCGCCACAGUCAUGUGAUUAUUAAUGAAACCAACUCUGGAAGGACUUCAUUCUUAUCCCAGUUGCCUAUGGACAUGUCUUCAGGGUUCUGAAGCAUAGUGCAACCCUGAGAUCAAAUAUACUUAAAAAAUGAAAUAGAGAAUAACUUGGAAUACUAUUUUAUAUCUUUUUGCUUUUUUAAUGAACUUUUUUUUUUUGCUUAUUAAGAUUGAGAAGGG